CGCGCCGGAACUUUGCGUGACGGUGGCGCCCUGCCGCCUCACGGGGCGCACUGGCGUCUAAUGUCUCUGAAGUGUCUUCUAUGGAGUUUGGCCCGAUUCCUGUAUUUAGCUCCAAGGACCCAGGCGCUCUAAGCCCUUGGGUAGCGAGCUUAGCGCUCCAAGCAGCCCUGGAACGCUUUUUCCGUACAGCAGCAGGGCCGCUCCUGCUGACUCUUAGAAAAGGAGAUUUUUUUUUUUUUUUUUUUUUUUGCUUAUGCUCUGAAAGGAGUGUCUUUCAAGACCACUGUUUAGCUGGGUGCUGUUUCAGGAAGGAAGUCUGGGAAGGCGGCGUGCACUGUUCUGACGAGGGAGGCGGUGAGAAAGAGAAUGUCUGUGGUGCACCAGCUGUCAUCAGGAUGGUUACUGGAUCAUCUUUCUUUCAUUAACAAGAUAAGCUAUGAACUUCACCAGCAUCAUGAGCCUUGUUGCAGUAAAAAUGAGCCUACUUCUGUUCACCUUGACUCUCUUCACAAGGAUUCUGUAUUCUCUUUUGGAGCCUCUCCUGCAUUUAUUGCUUCUUCCAGUAAGCCAGAGAAUGAUGAUGGAGGAAAUCGUGAAAUGUCCAUGCAGAAAUAUGUUUUUCGAUCUGAACUGUUUGAUGUCACUAAACCUUAUAUAACUUCUGCUAUUCACAAAGAAUGCCAACAAAGUAAUGAAAAGGAAGAUCUAGCAAAUGAUGUUAAGAAAGAAGCCUCCAUUUCUAUUAAGAGAAAGAAGCGUAAGAGAUGUGUUGUUUUCAAUCAAGGUGAAUUGGAUGCUAUGGAGUACCAUACAAAGAUCAGAGGGCUGAUUUUAGAUGGAUCUUCACAGUUAAUCCAAGAAGGUCUCAAAAGUGGCUUUCUUCAUCCACUUUCUGAAAAAUGCGAUAAGUGUAGUAAGCCCGUUACUUUACCACUUGAUACCUGCAGUUUGUCAGAAUUAUGUGAAAUGGCAAAGCAUGUGCCUUCUCUGAAUGAAAUGGAACUUCAGACAUUACAAUUGAUGGAAGAUGAUAUAUCUGUUACAGAGCAAGAUUUAUUUUCACGGAUUGUUGAAAACAACUCUAGCUUUACAAAAAUGAUUACUUUAAUGGGACAGAAAUACCUGCUGCCACCAAAAAGCAGUUUUCUUUUGUCUGACAUUUCUUGUAUAUACCCACUUCUGAAUUGUAGAAAAACAUAUGAUGUAAUUGUGAUAGAUCCACCAUGGCAGAACAAAUCAGUUAAAAGAAGUAACAGAUACAGUUAUUUAUCACCACUGCAAAUAAAGCAAAUACCUAUCCCUAAACUGGCUGCUCCAAACUGUCUUGUUGUUACUUGGGUGACCAAUAGACAGAAGCAUCUACGUUUUGUGAAGGAAGAACUUUACCCUUCUUGGUCUGUGGAAAUAGUUGCUGAGUGGCACUGGGUAAAAAUCACCAAUUCAGGAGAGUUUGUGUUCCCAAUAGAUUCACCACACAAAAAGCCUUAUGAAGUUCUUGUACUGGGAAGAGUUCGAGAAAGAGCUGCUUUACUAUUAAGGAAUGCAGAGGUAAAAGAGCUCUCCAUUCCAGAUCACAAGUUGAUUGUCAGCGUUCCUUGUAUUCUUCACUCACAUAAGCCACCUCUUGCUGAGGUUCUAAAAGACUAUAUCAAGCCAGAGGGGGAAUAUUUGGAGUUGUUUGCUCGAAAUUUACAGCCAGGUUGGACUAGUUGGGGCAAUGAAGUUCUCAAAUUUCAACACAUGGAUUAUUUUGUUGCUCUGGAGUCUAGAAGCUGACUAUGGCUCUUAAAAUUGAGUUUUUUCUUCUGUUUUCCUCACCUUUUCUCCCUUCAUUAUAAUUGAUUUUUCCUUUUAUUACCAACCAGUAUGCUUAGAAAUGUAAACAGGACUUGGAUUUUUAGCAAAAUGACUAAACGUGACUAGCCUUCAUGUAAUUUUGAAAUGAAUUUUGCUGCAGUUGUGCUAGUAUUCCACAUUAUUCUGGACUCACUACAAAUAAAGAGGUAAGCUGUUAGAAAGACGGCAAGACUUUGUUGUUGAAAAAAUUCAGAAAGCAUGCACUGUGGACCAGAGAUGAUAAUUCUAACUGUGGAAGUAUGUUGUUUGGCCCAUGUAGUGGUGUAAAAAAUUUUUAAACCAUCAUUCUAAAAAAUCAGGAAAUUUCACAGAGAAGUCAAGAUUUCUGCCUUUCUUUAAACUUGAGAAACCUUAGCUCCACUGUGUCCUCUCUUCUUUCCUGGCAUCAGUCUGUGGGAUCCAGUGCUGACAGCUCACUUGGGAGGGGCCGUAUACUCUCCAGUUUAGUACAGUAAUGCUAGCCCCAUGCCACUUACUUAUAUUGUCUUCUCAGCUCCUGUAAAACCCAAACGUAGAACUUCUAGUAUACUGUUACAUUAUGGAAAAAGUAUUCAGAGACCUGCCAAAUACUGCAUCAUUGUACUAAUAAAUUCAUGAAACAUUUUUUGGAGCUGCCCCCCCACCCCCUGCACAUCAUGUGUAAGUUACCAGGCCAGGGAUUGAACUACUCAUGCCACAGCAGCAACCCAAGCCACUGCAGUGACAACCCUGGAUCCUUAACCUGUUGUGCCACAAGGGAGCUCCUGGAGGGUUUUAAAUUGCAUUUAUGGUCACUUUUCCAGUACUUCUUAGUUUUGCUUGUUUUUCUAGAAGAAAAGAAAUUCUUAUAAUGAUGUCAGAAAGUAAACAAUGUUUAUGGUUUUGAAAAAUUUUUAUAUCAUUUAUAGAUUUUCUACAAAUGAAUAUUUGUUUACUGAGUAAGAUAUUUUUACUGAAAUGAUUCUUUGAAAAGUAAGCUGAUUAUGUAUAACCUUUAAAAAUUUUUUUGAGAUAUGACUUUCACAUAAUAAAAUUCUCCACUUUUCAGUGUAGAUGUCAGUGAGUUCCGAAAACAUACAAUUGUCUGUCUACCACUGUAAUCAUAAUAUAGAACCUUUCCUUUACUCCCCCCUUCCCCCCCAAAAAAAAACCCUCACGUGUCCCUUUGUGGUCAAUCCCAUCCUUCCACCCUUGGCCCUUGGCAAAUAAUGAUUUGUUUUCUACCAUUAUUUUUGCUUUUUUAGAAUUUCAUGUAAAUGGGAUAAUAGAGUAUAUAAUCUGUCGUGUUUGGCUUCUUUCACUUAAUAUUUUGAGAAAAGUAUUUAUACUGUUUACAGAUUUUCUACACAUAUUUAUCUGCUAAGUAAAAUGUUAGAUUGAAAUGAUUAUCUGUCAAGGUUGCCAAUUUAUUUACUGAUUUUGCCAAAUAAAAAUGUUAUUUUUGAA
This is a messenger RNA of Sus scrofa (pig), 3282 nucleotides long. RefSeq names its product methyltransferase 4, N6-adenosine (gene METTL4). The record is from RefSeq and is a predicted model, not a curated record. Gene Ontology annotation, molecular function: nucleic acid binding; site-specific DNA-methyltransferase (adenine-specific) activity; RNA methyltransferase activity. NCBI's taxonomy places the organism in Eukaryota, Metazoa, Chordata, Mammalia, Artiodactyla, Suidae. Gene Ontology annotation, biological process: methylation. Gene Ontology annotation, cellular component: nucleus; cytosol.